UAGCUAAGUUGCAGAGAUUUAGCCCAACAGGCUAGCAGCAGAAACGACGGUCCGAGCUGCAAAGUUGGUUUUUCAGGGUGUAAAAAGUGCGUUUGGACUGACGCCGUUAUCACACAGUGAACCCCGGAGGACUACCGAUGGAUGUAAAUCGUUUUUCUUGGUUUGAAUCGCGCGAACAGGAGCGUUAGAGACGGUAGAAAGAAGUUGUGAUUGUUUUUUUUUGGCGCUCUGGCGGCGCAGAGGAAAGAUGGAGGCUCUGCGGGUGUAGCAGCGGGCUAACGCUAGCCGCAGUUUACGGACUCAUCUGAGCUGCUUCACCGCGGGGUGGAUGUCCGGAAGGUGGAGGCUUUAAUCCAUCACAGUGACGGUGUUCAAGCUGCUCUUCAUGUUCACAGAAUCUCUAAAGAAGCAUGAGAGUCCAUCAGGCUCUGAGGAUGGGAGCAGGGCUACUGGAGGCAGGAUCUAGACAUCAGAUGGUGCUGUGAAGAAGCCAUGGGUAGCUGUUUAAGCUGUCCAGAGAAAGAGUCAAUCCCAGAUAAUCAUCAGAGCAAGUUUAAGGUGAUCAACGUGGACGACGAUGGGAACGAGUUGGGUUCAGGUGUGAUGGAGCUGACUGACGCUGAGCUCGUCCUCCACACACAUCGCCGCGACGAUGUCAGGUGGCCUUACCUGUGCCUGCGUCGCUAUGGAUACGACUCAAACCUUUUCUCGUUUGAGAGCGGCCGCCGCUGCCAGACAGGACAAGGUAUCUUUGCCUUUAAGUGUCCUCGGGCUGAGGAGAUCUUCAACAUGCUGCAGGAGGUGAUGCACAGUCACAGCAUCAGUGUAGUGGAGGAGGCGGUGAUGGAGCCAGGACACCAACUCGCACCUGCAGUUGUGGGGUACUCGGUGCCCUCUCUUCCUAACGGGGUGAGCAGGAUCCCGUCUGUGGGGGAGGCUCCAUCUCAUCCCUCCACCCGUCACCCGUCGGUGGCCAGCACCCGCCUCCCUUCUGUGGGGGAGGAGUCGACUCACCCCCUGCUGGUGACCGAGGAUGCGGUGCACACCUAUGUGAACACCACGGGGCUCCUGGAGGAGCAGCCCAGUCCUCUGACCGUCACCACCCCCCUGGAGAGCCCCACCUCCCCCCAGUCUCAGUGUCCUCCGACCCCUCCGCCUCCCCCAAGGGUCCGCAGCGAACCGCCACCCCCACCUCCUCAGGUGGAGCCGCAGGUGCUGCUGGAGCCGCAGGGCGUGCGCUUCGUGUUGGGCCCCACCCCCGUACAGAGGCAGCUGAUGGAGAAGGAGAAGAGGAAGCAGGAGACGCAGGGGGAGGAGCCUCAAGAGACUAACGGCCCUCCUGAAACCCCUGCCGAGCCAGAGCCCGCCCCCCCGCUCUCCAAUGGCUCCUCCUCUUCAGUUCCAUCCUCGGCUCCUCGUCGCCACCGCCCGCCCCCCCUCACCCCUGACCUGCAGAAUGUCAACAACUCGGCGCAGCGCCGCACUGCCCUGCUGGACUAUGAGAAUUUGCCUGCGCUGCCGCCCGUGUGGGAGGCCAGGAAGCCGAGUGGAGAGGAGGAGGAGCCUGUCUGUGGCGGUCUUAGGACGCCGUCGUUAAAUGGCUACAACCACCAUGGCGUUCUGCACCACUCUUACUCCCACCCGCUGUCCGCCACACUCGAGGCCUCGCACAACUAUGUCAAUACGGAGAACGUGACGGCACCUCUCAGUGCCCAUCGGCCUGACACUGCCCGCCGCCGCACUGAAGGCCCCACCAUCUUUAAUUUUGACUUUCGGCGGCCGCCGCUGCCCGGACACCCCGAGCCGCCCAAAACUCUGAACUACAUCGAGGUGGAGAUGGAGCAGGGCGGCGGGAACAAGGGAGCCUCGGACGGAAGUAACCCCCACACGCCACGCACCCCCACCUCCCCGCUGCCCCCAACCACGCCCACCCGCCGCACCGAGCUGUACGCCCUCAUCGACAUCGAACGCACGGCCGCCAUGUCCAAUCUGCAGAGGGCGCGGCCGCGUGAUGAUGGCACGUCACGCAAGACUCGACACAACAGCACGGAGCUGCCCACCAAAAGCACUGCGUGACCCCGCCCCCUAGCACCGCCACUUCCUGUUACCUCCUGGAGGGCGCCUGACGGAGCGUGUUUAUAUUUAGACUUCCUGUGAGUGCACCUGUGCAGGUACGCUCUCAGACGGUACUUAUAGCAGAUUAUUGGACGCUGGUGAUGUGACAGCGGUGAUGAUGUCACAGACUUCUCUUCCUUAUAUGGUCAGAUCAGUAUUACUGAAGCAUUCCAUUUAUUCUAUGUUCACUUCCUGCUGCUGUACUGAGCGCGCUCAGUGUGUACAGUAGAUCGCCACAAUAAAAGUUUCUCUGUUUUUAUUUCUA
This is a messenger RNA of Labrus mixtus (cuckoo wrasse), 2380 nucleotides long. RefSeq names its product fibroblast growth factor receptor substrate 2a (gene frs2a). Gene Ontology annotation, biological process: cell surface receptor protein tyrosine kinase signaling pathway. The record is from RefSeq and is a predicted model, not a curated record. Gene Ontology annotation, cellular component: cell-cell junction; cytoplasm. Lineage: Eukaryota; Metazoa; Chordata; Actinopteri; Labriformes; Labridae. The transcript is spliced from 7 exons. The coding region runs from base 493 to 2076 and encodes 527 amino acids.